Messenger RNA from Oncorhynchus masou masou (cherry salmon), 312 nucleotides. Its product is annotated as ryanodine receptor 3-like. The record is from RefSeq and is a predicted model, not a curated record. Gene Ontology annotation, molecular function: ryanodine-sensitive calcium-release channel activity. The annotation marks the transcript as partial. Gene Ontology annotation, cellular component: sarcoplasmic reticulum membrane; smooth endoplasmic reticulum; sarcolemma. The transcript has 3 exons. Gene Ontology annotation, biological process: release of sequestered calcium ion into cytosol by sarcoplasmic reticulum; striated muscle contraction. NCBI's taxonomy places the organism in Eukaryota, Metazoa, Chordata, Actinopteri, Salmoniformes, Salmonidae.
GAAAAGAUUGAGUCUGGUACGAAGAACCGGGACAUUGAAGGCAUGGGAGUAGCAGAGAUCAAGUACGGAGACUCAGCCUGCUUCGUCAUGCAUGUGGCUUCAGGGCUGUGGCUGUCCUACCAGACGCCUGACGCUAAAGCCUCCCGUAUAGGACCCCUCAAGAGACGUGCAUGUCUGCAUGCUGAGGGUCACAUGGACGACGGUCUGACCCUUCAGCGUUGUCAACACGAGGAGGCACGGGCUGUACGCAUCAUCAGGAACACCACAGUCCUCUUCAGCCACUUCAUCAAGUACGUAGGGCUCACCUUAUGA